This is a messenger RNA of Aplosporella prunicola CBS 121167, 1425 nucleotides long. RefSeq lists its product as uncharacterized. The record is from RefSeq and is a predicted model, not a curated record. NCBI's taxonomy places the organism in Eukaryota, Fungi, Ascomycota, Dothideomycetes, Botryosphaeriales, Aplosporellaceae. Gene Ontology annotation, cellular component: membrane; cytosol; intracellular membrane-bounded organelle. Bases 1 to 1425 code for a protein of 474 amino acids. Gene Ontology annotation, molecular function: sterol binding. The transcript is spliced from 7 exons.
AUGGUACUCGGACACAGACGGCACUCGCUGUCGAGCAACCGCUCCUCGACCGACGAAACGCGGGACAACUCACAGGUCACCGGCGACGAUGAGACCGUGGUGGACUCGGAGCAGAGCAAUGUUCUCUCCCACAUCAUCUCGCAGCUCCGUCCCGGCGCCGACCUCAGCCGGAUCACUCUCCCUACUUUUAUAUUGGAGCCUCGAUCCAUGCUGGAAAGGAUAACCAACUUCAUGGCCCACCCGGAGACCCUGCUUCCCAUGCCCGCGAUCGAAGAUCCGCACGAGAGAUUUGUAUCCGUUGUUAAGUUUUACCUCAGUGGCUGGCACAUCAAACCACCUGGGGUCAAGAAGCCUCUCAACCCCAUCCUUGGCGAGACGUACACUUGCUAUUGGGAUUAUCCGGAUAAGACGCGGGGUUACUACAUCUCUGAGCAGACCUCACACCACCCGCCUAAGUCGAGCUACUUUUACAUGGCUCCCGAGCACCACAUCCGCAUUGACGGCACGCUGAAGCCCAGGAGUAAGUUUUUAGGUAACUCUGCUGCUAGUUUGAUGGAGGGCCUGGCAGUCAUGAGAUUCCUCAACCACAACGAGAGAUAUUUCAUCACUCAACCUAACAUGUACGCGCGUGGCAUCCUGUUCGGCAAGAUGAAGUACGAGCUCGGGGACCACAGCUUUGUACGCUGUCCGGAGUUGGGCUUAGAGGCCGACAUUGAGUUCAAAACCAAGGGAUGGGUUGGUGGGACAUACAACGCCAUCGGUGGUUACAUUAGGGAUAUGAAGACAGGCAAGAAUUUGUACGAGCUCUCUGGGUUGUGGACUGGGGAGAUGCACGCCAAGAACUUGUCGACGGGCAAGAAGCAGCUUCUGUUUGACGCAUCGCAUGCGAGGGAAACACCACCCUUGACUCGCCCUCUCUCAGAACAGGAUGAGCGGGAAUCCCAAAGACUAUGGCAGAAGGUCACCGCAGCUAUCAAACAAAGAGACCAGGUUGUAGCUACCGACGAAAAGUCCAGGAUCGAAGACAGACAGAGAGAGGAGGCAGCGAAGCGGUCGGACGAGGGUGUUGACUGGCACCCCCGGUUGUUCCGGGCUGUUAAAGGCGGACCGGGCGGCCCGGAGGAAGGCGAAGAAGACCUUGACUGGAUCAUCCACACCAGGAUUGACGGCGCGACCCCAGCGGAGCAGACGAAGCAGAUUUUAGCCAUAGCUCCCAUCAUUCCGGGGCAACAUGCGCAGCAAAAGUUCCCGAUUCCCGAACGGAAGCAUGAGGAUCUGCAACAGCCGGCUGCUGGCGGAGGUGACCUAAUCGAUUUCGGCCAGAACCAGACAGCACAGCACCCAGAGGGCAAGGCGUCCCGUUUCGUCUCUCGCAAGGACUCGGAUACCCAGGACAUAGAUGAGUUUGUCGAUGCCGAGUCGUGA